AUGGACGUCGGCGCCCGCGUCCGCGUCUUCUGGGCGUCCGAGGACGCAUGGUUCGAGGGCGAGAUCACGGCCAUUGACGAUGGCAGCAUCCACGUUCUCUUUGACGACGGCGACGAAGGCGAGUACGAGCCUGGUGACCAGAUUGAGCUUCUGGCUUCGUGCGAUGCCGAUGACGAUACAAUGGACGACGAACGCGAUCUCGCAAGCAGCGAACUGGCGGCCGAGUCGGACAACGACGCUGCGUCCAACGACGACCUGAGCCGCCCCUCUUCCUCUCGACUACGCGAUGAUGCCAUCGAGAUGGACCUUCCGGAUGAUGACCUCGCUGUAGCUGCCAUUGCCAUGCUCUCAGCAACCGACGACGACGAUACGAGCGGAAACAACGACCCGACACCCAGCCUCGCAGCGAGCGAGGCGUACUCGUUUGCGGAUGACGACGAUGCGUCCGUUCCGGUCGCAGCGACAGAUGCGCUUCCGUCGCCACAUAGUCCAGUGCCACACCAGCUGCAGUGGUGGCGCGUCCGGUUCACAAAGGACGGGUGCACCGAGACCGGCGUUAUAAUCGACGUCUCCCUCCCGCUCUUGCACGUCGACCGAGAUUUGGCGCGGGGCAGUCUAGUGUACCUCGACGUCGACCUCGACACGAUCGAGUAUAUGGAGCGCACCAGCGUCUUUGCCUUCACAACAGUAGCGGCCCCCUCGGUGCUUGCGCGUCGAUGCGAGAGCCCGCCGUUGCUGUCGCGCAACCCGCUUGCCGGCUUGGAUAUGACGACGACGGACGUGCGCAAGAAGCUGCUGCAAUACGCCAGCUUGAUCGAGCACUGUCUGUGCGCCAAAGACGCAUGGCAGACUACGAUCGCACUGCACUUGGCCGAGCACCAACGACUUGCCACGUGCUUUCAAGACAUGCAGUCGCCGGACCGCGGGUUGCGCCUCGCUGCCGCGCGAUUUCUCUGUGCGUUGGCCCACGAGUCCCAGCGGAAUCAGUCCCUUUUGCUCCAGUACAACGGGCUCUCGGUGCUCUGUCUGCGUAUCUUUUCGAUCCCGAGCCAUUUCCAGCGCCACUAUGAAGCUCAGUGCCGCCUCCAGCGCGCCAGUCCGACCCAAGACGGGUUCCUCCACUACCUCACUGCCUUUGUGCGAGACCGCAUGCGGCCGCUCCUCGCUCGCUUGCACUCGUGCUACGACGCACCCGAACGGCGUCUUCCCAUGGUCUGGUUCAGCGCCCAUUGCCCAAAAUCAGCCGAGAACGACGAUGACGAUAUCGACGCGAUCGGUGGCUUUGGUCAUGACGUCUCAACCGUCCCUGAUCCCGACACACACCUUAUUGGGUUUGUCCUUGGACGGGACCCUGCGUGUGUCCCCCCCACGGCCUUGACCAAGUCCGAGGUGGAUACGAUGGCCAAGCUGUUUGUCGUCUCCCCGCCCAACGCCAUAAGCGUGCUCCAAGAAGCGCAGAUGCUCCUCGGGACGCUGUCGCCGCCCGUGAACCGGUUCGUCGUACGCGACAAACUCGCCGCCUCGCCACUCGUGCAGCACCUUGUGGACGAUAUGGACAUGGGCGUCAUGGGCGUCGUCGCAGCUCUCGAUGACGUGGCGAUAGUCGGAUGGCGCGAUCUCUUUUCGUAUCUGAGCAUGCGCUUGCACCUCGACGCGCUCGGAGCCUUGUUUGACGCGGCGUGGGUCGCCGAGCUCGUCGGCGUGUUCCGCUCGCUCUUGCCCGACUUGAAUCCCUUGCUGCGGCCCACGACGUGGGUCUGGAACGUCGAGCUUAUCGACGCGAUCGAGCGGCACUCGGUCCUUGUGUCGGACUUCCGCAUCUGCGGCGCGCUAGAGAAGCUCCAUGGCGUCGCGCUGCGGCCACUGGGUUUUCUGUGCUUGCUCACAGCGCUGCGGCAGUGUCUCUUGCCGUCACCGACCUUUCAGCCGCGCAAAACGUUGAAACAAGCUACGGCGCACCGCGUCACGAGCCGCCUCACGUCGCAAACCACCGACGAGCGCGUCUCAUCGGCGAUUGCACGCGCAAAGGCGGCUGUAUGUAGCCUCCAAGCCACGCAGUCGCACCGCGCCCGCACCCACCCGCGCGCCACGUACCUCCGCCACGUCUCGAAUGUGGACACGAUUCAAACGUAUGUGACGCAGCAAGCGCACGCGCUCGAGUCGGAGCUGCGCGACUUUAUGCGCGCGCAGCGCGACCCGCCACCGUCUCCAUCGUCCUCGCCGCCAACGCAUGAUCCGAAUGCUAGUUUACAGCCCCAUCUGAACGCUGUGCUCAGCGCGCGUGGGCAGGACUUGGACGCGAUAGCAUCGGCACUACAUGUUGAGAAGAUGGAGCGGGCCGACGCCAAGCGCCGGACUGUCCAGCGGAAUAAAGUCAAGUUGCAGCGAGAGCAAGCCAAGAUCGCUGCAGCCAUGGCCGCCAAGGAAACCAAAGCACAAGCACUACGGGACGCGAUCGAAGCCAAGAAGCGACUGCAGCAACAGCAAGCGCACCGACGCCACGCAUUGCGACAAGCCCGCGUGGUCGCCCAGCUCCAGCGACAAGAGUCGUCUGGCGACAACAACAACAGCAAUACGGCACAUCCCAAGCGACCUGCAUCGGCGCGACCGCAACGCAGCGAGCCGCACCGACCAAAGGAGCCGACGCGACCACGGUCACCGCCGCCUCGCCUGUCGUCACCGACGCGCACGCCACGUCGCCCACGGUGUCAGUCGGCGCGGCUCAUCCGAGACCGGUCCACGGCCUUUGGCAACAUCAUGUCGGACCUCCAAAGCGCCGAGCUGGCGGCCAAGAAGGUGCACGCCAAGAAGCUAUGGCGUGCGAUGCGAGCAGACGAGAAAGCAGUCGUUGGAAAGUACGCGGGACCGCCACCGACGCAGCCAGCGACCGAGACGCACGAGACGCCUCGAUUUACGCGCAUGUCGUUCUUAUCGCCAACCAAAGCGGUGUCGACCACGCCGCUCGAGCUACCGCUGGCAAACGAAGCGACGUGCAAGAAGCUGGCGGGUGAACUCUUGCCACCCGAGGUGCGUCCGCCCGAGAUCCACGACGCUGCGACACCAAGCUAUGUCGUGCUCGCCAAGUACAAGCGGACGCUGAGCGACACGCAGCGCGAGCUCUACAAAGGGUAGCACGGUUUGCGACGCCGACCUCCAAGCUCAACCACCGGCUCUCGUGCGCGGUGCAGGAGCAGUACGUGCACAUGACGCGGCGCAAAGAAGCGUGGGACGCCUUCAGUGCGCAGUCCCAUCUCUACUCGGACGAUCCAAAUCUGCUCAAGCGCACAGAGCUCGGCCACGUCAUUCGCAGUGUGGGUUUGCAGGUGGCACCGACCACUCUCGAAGCCAUUUGCCGCCGCCUCGACACCAAGCUCACGGGGUUUAUUGCGUGGCGCGACUUUUACGAGUGGUUUCAGGGCCAAGACGAACAGCGCGCGACCUCCCGCAGCCUCCGCACGUAGCACAUCUCUCUCGCAGCAACGCUUGUACCAUUUCUUGGCCCAUUAAUGACACCCACCAUGCGUCGUAGCAAGACUAGCAUGUAUAGUCAACGAGGUCAUUCGAGACACC
Saprolegnia diclina VS20 is the source of this 3570-nucleotide messenger RNA. RefSeq lists its product as hypothetical. Lineage: Eukaryota; Oomycota; Saprolegniomycetes; Saprolegniales; Saprolegniaceae. The coding region runs from base 1 to 3132 and encodes 1043 amino acids. The record is from RefSeq and is a predicted model, not a curated record. The transcript is spliced from 17 exons.